Messenger RNA from Fibroporia radiculosa, 1554 nucleotides. RefSeq lists its product as uncharacterized. Gene Ontology annotation, biological process: lipid metabolic process. Gene Ontology annotation, molecular function: oxidoreductase activity. Bases 1 to 1554 code for a protein of 517 amino acids. Lineage: Eukaryota; Fungi; Basidiomycota; Agaricomycetes; Polyporales; Fibroporiaceae. The transcript is spliced from 13 exons. The record is from RefSeq and is a predicted model, not a curated record.
AUGGGUCCCCAUUCCGGGGAGUGGGGAUGGUCUGCCCAUGAACGGUAUCCCCCUUUUAAUCCAAUUGUCCCCUUUGACAGUCACGGCGAGUCACGUAGUGAUAAGUCAGCAGAAACUGCUCGGGAUUAUCUAUAUCUUACCACAGUUCCUGUUCUCCAACGAGCCGUGAUCCCCAAUCGGCGCAUUCAUCAACAGCCUGUGAUCAGUGGAAUGUUCACCAAUGGUCCUGAAUACGAAGGGAGACUGGGCAAGCCGUUUGCUCCUCCUCCGAUCACCUUAAAGGAGAUCUACGAUGCGGUGCCAAAACAUCUUCUCCGCAAGAACUUAUUGACCUCGACGUACUACUGUGUUCGAGACAUUGGCUGCUGCAUUAUACUCUUCUGUUUUGCCUCCGCGAUCGAAUGCAUCGUCGACGACUAUAUCUCUCUGAUCGUAGGCGGAGAAGUGAAAUUAAUGAAGAUAACUUUGUGGGUCGUGUAUUGGUGGUGGCAAGGUCUUGUAUUUGCAAGCUUCUUCUUCCUUGGACACGAGGUGCAACUGUAUGCGUCUGUGUGUACGUGCGGCUUUGCUUACGCCUUCAACAAGCUCGGUCAUCAAGGAUUGUACGAAUCUCAAUAUGUGAAUGACACGUUGGGUUUCUUGUUUCACUCCUUCAUCCUAUCGCCGUUCUUUGCUUGGAAAGCAAGUCAUAACGCGCACCACCGCGCUGUCGCGUCUAUCGAGCGAGAUGAGAAUUAUGUCCCAUAUGAGCGGAGCGAGUAUAAUCUUCCACCACGGGCACAAACGAGCAGCAUAGACUACUCAGAGAUAUUCGACGAGACGCCCGUCUUUACUUUCUUGAAACUUUUUGCCGUACUGCUCACUGGGUGGUGGAUGUAUCUUGGCGCGAACUUCCUGGGCUCGAGACGACAUCCCAAUGGGACCAACCAUUUCUCUCCGUACGCCCCAAUAUUCCGCCCUCAUGAGCGCACGGGGAUCAUACUGUCCGACAUUGGAAUCCUUGUGAUGUGCUUCGCAUUGUGCUACGCCAUGGCGGUGCACGGUUUCAAGACAGUCAUGGCCUACUAUUUCAUUCCUUACAUGGUGCUUGUGCAAUCACUGGAUCGGUAUGUUUGGAAAUUGUCUCGAUGUUUUAACCCCUCGUCGACAUCAAUCGCCCUAGUCAUGGUGACAUUCCUGCAACAUUCAGAUCCUACGGUCCCGCAUUAUCACCAGGAGCAGUGGACGUGGAUUCGGGGGGCGGCUGCGACCAUUGACCGCCCACUUCUCGGCUGGAUGGGGCGAUUUUUCUUACACAACGCAUCGCAUGACCAUGUGGCUCAUCACUACUUCUCAUACGCACCAUUCUAUAACCUACCCGAGAUCACCAAGUACAUCAGCGGCGUGCUGAAAGAACAUUACGUCUAUGACUCGACAAACACGUUCUAUGCCCUUUAUCGGUCGUUCACGCAAUGUGUAUUCGUAGAAGAUGAAGACUCUAUUGCAUUUUAUAGGGACAAGCAUGGGAACGCGGUGCGUCAGGUAGAAGAGUGCUUGAAUGUAUUUGUUGAGUAG